UCAACGACAGCCAGCCCGUGAGUCUACGAUGGCACUAGCGGCUGCUCUUGUUUGGUUGAUGCCUGAUGGUGGUAGAGUUUCCUGUUAAUUAAUUAGUCUAAACCAAAGGAAAAUGUAACCAAACAAGACAUCCAAUCCAAUCCAAGACGCUGAGAAUAGCAGCUAGCUUUUCCAUCCACGGUUUAUUCUCGGCAAAACCACCACCACCACCUGGAUUGGAUUGCACGGCCAAUUAGUUGCCCAAGAAAAAGAAAGCGACAAUUCUUGCCUGUUUCCGUCCAUCAAGAAACCAUCAUGUAUCUGAAGCCACUUCUAGUAGUCAUUCUAUUUUCAUGCAUCUUACUCCGUCCUGAUCAGUCUAUGGUCGCCCUUUUUAGUGCCGGAAAUCCCCCAGCAGAGCCGCAUUACUUGGGCGAUGUUGCUGUUGACUGUGGCUCUAUUGGCAACUCAACUGCACUUGAUGGCCGUGAAUGGAUCGGAGAUACAGGCUCAGAAUUGAUGUCUUCACUGCAACCAAAAGGCAGAACAAGGAGCUCAAUUGCUGUCAACAAAUUAUCCUCCGUCGACGGUGUUCCGUACAGAACUUCAAGAAUUUCUGCAACUCCAUUCCAGUACACCUUUCGGGUCACCCCAGGUCAGAUAUUCUUGCGCCUGCACUUUUACCCUGCUUCUUACCGCGGUUUUGAAAAGUCUCUGGACCUUUUCACUGUAAAAGCUGGUCCUUUCACCCUCCUAAGGGACUUCAGUGCUUCACUUACUGCUGAUGGUUCUGGUGAAAAAUAUGUUGUCAAGGAAUUUUGUUUGAAUGUAGAAGUAAAUGCAAAAUUGAACGCAACUUUCUCUCCCUCUAAGAGCAGCAAGUUAAAGAAAGUACACGCUUUCGUCAAUGGAAUCGAGAUCAUUUCCAUACCGGCCGGUCUCUAUUACACGUCUGAUGGUGAGUUAGGUGCCCGCAUGGUUGGUCUGAACAAUCGGUUCUAUAUUAUCGAAAACAGCACUGCACUUGAAGUGGUUCAAAGGUUGAAUAUUGGAGGGGGCUCUAUCUCGCCAAUAGAAGAUUUUGGCAUGUUUCGAAGAUGGAGUGAGGAUUCUAAAUACUUGCAGGAAUCCGGAGUUCAUCGAGUCAGUCAUCUGACUAACAGGAUUAAGUACACAAACAUGCCAGCAUUUGUUGCUCCACCAAGGCUUUACCACACUGCUUGGAAAAUUGGAAGAGGUAUAAGAGGAAAUGAGAUGUACAAGUUUACAUGGAAAAUACCUAUAGAUCUGGGCUUUGGCUACUUAGUCAGGCUUCAUUUCUGUGACUUCGAUGCUGGUAUGACAGAAAGCAGGCAAAGGGAAUUCACCAUCCACAUAAAUAAUCACAUAGCUGAGAAUAAGGCUGACUUGAUCAGAUGGAGUGGCGGCACUGAUAUCCCAGUAUACAGGGACUAUUUGGUGAUGGUGAAAGGAGAGAAAGAAGUCAGGAAUUAUGAUCUCUUGAUUUCCCUACAAUCAGUGGAUGAGUUGGUUUUUGGACUCCUUAAUGGACUAGAGGUCUUCAAGUUGAGCAAUCCUGACAACAGUCUUGCGACUCCAAAUCCUUUAUUUCCAAGACGAGCGUCCAAAAUUUGGAACCUGAAGAUUCCAAACUUGUUCUCAGCUUUUGGCCAGAGCAAUGCUGUUUCAACAGGUAUGACAAUCAUAAUUAUCUUGCUAAGCAUAAUACUCUAUAACUUGAAGGAAAGUUGGGAACAGAGCUUCAUUGAAGAGAAAAACAGUCUGUCAGCCCAAGAUGAAUCAUCUUGUCGUCGAUUUUCACUUGCUGAGAUCAUGGCAGUAACCCAAAACUUUAGCGAUGCAUUUUUUAUUGGAAAGGGGGGAUUUGGUAGUGUAUACAAAGGAUCCAUUCCUGGAAUUUCAAAGACUGUUGCCAUAAAGAGGUUGAAUCCAAAUUCCAGGCAAGGGGCUCGUGAGUUUUGGGCAGAAGUUGAAACACUUUCCAAGCUCCACCACAUACAUCUCGUCUCUUUGAUAGGCUACUGCAAUGAACGCAAGGAGAUGAUCCUUGUAUACGACUACAUGUCUAGUGGCACACUUGCGGACAAUCUUUAUAAAGCUGCCAGAAACGGGAAGGACUGUGUUCCACUCCGUUGGGAGCAAAGGCUUAGAAUCUGCAUUGGUGCUGCUCGUGGACUUGACUAUCUUCACACGGGCUCUGAAUAUGGAGUCAUACACCGUGAUGUCAAGGACACAAACAUCCUGUUGGAUGAGAAUCUCGUGGCCAAGAUUUCAGACUUUGGUCUAUCCAAAUUGGAAAAGUUUACCCAAUCAAGGAGCUAUGUUAGCACAAAAAUAAAAGGAACUUUUGGUUACUUGGAUCCAGAUUAUUUCAUGACUCAAAAUUUGACUAGAAAAACAGAUGUCUAUGCCUUUGGCAUUGUGAUGUUGGUUGCUUUAAGCGGGAGACCUGCAGUGGACUCCAGAAAUCCAGAGGAACCACGGAGUUUGCUAUCAUGCUUCAGAGACUGCAUUGCAGAAGGGGAAGUUGAUAGGAUUGUUGACACAAGUUUACGGGGGAAAAUACCAUCCAACAGCUUAAGAGAAUUUGUGAAAUCUGUGGAAAACUGCUUGCAGCAUCAGCCCAAGAAACGACCUACAAUGGCUCAAGUGGUUGCAAACCUCGAGUCUGCAUUGGAGCAGCAGGAUAGCACCAUAUUUUCAUUAAGAAAUUCAGCUCCUUUAGUUGGCCAGUCUUCGCAGAUUGGAACUCCCGAGUCAAUAAAGUUUGUCAAGAGCGAGGUGGCUCAUACAGAUGAGGAGCGUAAUCAGAGUAAGGUAGCCCAAUUGCAAGACGACAUCCAGUGUCCAGUAGCCCAAAUAGAUGAGUUGAGUGCCAUGGCUCCUCCAAAUGAAGAAACCAAAAGUAAGCACAGCCAGAAUCUUGCCUUUCCAGUUAGAGGAAAACCAACUUGGAGCGGGUGGCCAUGGAAAGCAGCUCGGCAUAGAGGGAAGGCAAUGAAGACAACAGAAUUAGUCUCACCAAAUGAUUUGGUUCCACCAAGUGAUUCUGGUCCUCGCUUUUCAAUUGAAGACAUCCGAGCAGCCACUGACAAUCUCGUUGAUGGCUUUGCUAUCACAAAUAAUGGAUCAUGGAAAUUUUGCAUUGGAUUUAUCCAGCAACUAAAGAUGACAGUUUCCAUUUACCAGUUUCAUUUUGAAAUAUUUGGUCGGGAGGUUUUAGAACUAUGCCGUGAGAUUGAGAGACUAUCACGAUUGAGACACCCCAACUUGCUGUCUUUGAUUGGGUAUUGUUACCAUGAAGAUGAGAAUAAGAUAUUCAUCGUCUAUGAUCAUAUUGGCUCCAUCAGCCUCGACAAACAUCUCUAUGGAACCAGAAAUGUUCUUCCAUGGAAGUGCAAACUCCGCAUUUGCCUCGGUGUAGCACAAGGGCUAGGUCACCUGCAUGGGAGUCUGGGGCAAGCUACCAUCCAUCACGACUUGAGGGCGGCAAACAUACUCUUGGACGAGGACGGGAAUCCAAAGAUUUCUCUAAUCGGCUUGUACAAAGUAAGCCAUGUGCAUCAGCUUGCUAAGCCCUCAACCAAAGUUCAAGCAACAGGCGUGGAGUAUUUGUCUCCUGACUCCAAGACCACUGAUUCACAAUCAUUUGAAAAAUCUGAUGUGUGCUCAUUUGGUUUGUUGUUGCUGGAAGUUCUAUGUUGUCGAAGACCAAUAGAUUCUGAGCUAGAUCACGAUAACGGUGACAGGUACCUUAAACAUUGGGUCAAAAAUAACAUCAAAACCAAGAAGCUUCAUCAGAUUCUUGACUUCAAUUCCAAAAGGGAAAUUGCAGCAGCAUGUUUUGCUGAAUUUCUGAGGGUUGCCUUUAGCUGCUUGCUGGUCUGCGAAACUGAACGGCCACCGAUGGAUGAUGUUAUCAAGAAAUUAGAGUCCGCAUUGAAGUUGCAAGAGCAAGCAGAAGCUAUGAAGCAAGAUUUUAAGGGAAAAGGCUGUGAUGAUGGUUUCAAUCUGGAGGAUAUUUACCAUGAUAUAUCAAUAUCAAAUCUUGCGGACAAUUGAAGUGUUUAAACCACCAUCACCUCACUCGCGCUUGCAAAUUCUAGACGAGGCAAUUUCAUGCAAGUUGUUAGUUGUUGAUGCCUAGCUGAUUGUUGUAGAUUUUCCAUUUUAGUGUCACAGAUUACCAAUUAGAGCCACGGUUCAACUAUUUGGGCCGAUUUUUUUUUUUUUUUUUUUUGUGAUUUUUUUUUUUUUUUUUUUUUUGUGAUUUGUAAACUUCAAUCAUACAUGUGGUGUGCUAUCAGCUAUGUUUAAAAAUAAGUUGUUUGCUAACUAAACAAAAUGAAGAUGUGGAGUGCUAUGAUACAAUGGUUAUUUGUCUCGAAUCCAAACACAGCUUUCUUGUAUUCCUUUAAAAGAAGGCUAGUAGACUUGCAUAAUUUGAUAUUAUUAGUGCUACUGUUAAACAGAACUCCAAUGAGCCAACUGACUUGAGAUGAUACUUUGCUUGGAAGGGCUCAUAGUUCAAUUGAACAUUGACUCAGUACAAAAUUAGGCACAAAAAGAAAUUUCUAAAGCAGAACUUUCGCCUGACUAAUCAAAUCAAUCAAAUUCUAUUCUAUUUCCUUAAACCAAGUUUCUACUCUUACUUUGUCUCAUCUCUAUCCAUAUUAUUAUUCUAAGGGUUUACUCUAAUGCCUCUCUAGUGAACACUAGUUUGGACAAAUGAAACUAAGUUGCGAAAGUGUAUAAAUCGAAUGAAACCAGUAAAUGUGACUGCACACAUUCAAAAAGGUAAAAUUAGCUACAAAAUAGGUUUUACUAACUAGUGCCUCAGCAUCUGCUAGCAAAAUCUUUAGAUGUUGAACGUUAUAUAUACAUCUUUUGAAGCAAGGCAAGUUGCAUUUUGGUAUAUCUACUUCUGGUCUAGAUGACGCUCUAUAUGACCAACAUAAUCAAAUCUAAGGUCUCCUAUUAUGCAUUUGGAAAACAGCUGCUAGAUGAUUUAAUAUGUUUUUAAGGACUACGUUUCCGCAUUUAUAACAUUUUUUUGAUUUCCAGAUGCCUGUAAGUGCUAAAGAUCCCACGCUUUUGGACUUCUUGAUGAAGAAAUGGAGCAUCUUUUCUUGCGUUUUCUGAUAAACUGUCAAGAAAGACAAUCAACUAACUUGAUAUGGUACUCAAGACCGCAAAAUGGUUAGUAAUAUGUACUCCAUUAACUGGAAUGAUCAAAAAGGAAUCGGAAGUUGCUCUAUCUGAUUACUGUAGAUUUGUACUUACUAAUCACCAUAAACUAUAAUCCCCGUACAUUAGACAAAAAAAAACAGAAAACAAAAGAUCAACUACAACAUUGCAAAAGACAUCUCACAAUUACAUCUGGCCAAACACCUUGUAUGCACAAAAAAAGUAUGUAGAAAGCUGAAGCAAGAAAUGAAAAAUCGUUGAGAAGAAGGGGUACUAGUUAGUAGUGCUAAAGGAGGGUAAUGAGGAUGAAGAUGAGGAGGGCUGCAAUGAAGGAGUACUUGAGAGCUGCCAGCAAGAUUGCUAUUGAAAUCACAAACAGCUGCCACAGCACCUGCACGCUUGCCCAGGCCAACACCCCAGUCAAUCCGACCGCCACCACGUUAUCCGGGUCUGGGUUCAACAGCAGAUCAACCCAUUUCAGAUUCAAUCCCGGCCCCCGUUCGUCCCCUUCUCACCGCCAUUAUCACCAUAGAUUCCGUUGCUGUUAGUAUUAUUAUCAUCUUUGAGCCCUUCCUUGCUCAAUGGAUUGCUACUGUCUUCCCCGUUAUUACUUUUGUUGUCAUCAGACGCCCGGACCAAAAGCAAGAAUUUCUUGCGGAGAUUAAAUUGUGGGCUGUGGGAUUUUAGGGGAAAGUAGUUGCGGAAAUUAAAGGGAACAACAGUAGUAGAAGAAGAGGG
This is a messenger RNA of Coffea arabica (coffee), 5925 nucleotides long. Its product is annotated as receptor-like protein kinase FERONIA. Gene Ontology annotation, molecular function: ATP binding; transmembrane receptor protein tyrosine kinase activity. Lineage: Eukaryota; Viridiplantae; Streptophyta; Magnoliopsida; Gentianales; Rubiaceae. The record is from RefSeq and is a predicted model, not a curated record. Gene Ontology annotation, biological process: protein autophosphorylation. Gene Ontology annotation, cellular component: plasma membrane; plasmodesma.